CAUUUCUCGACUUCAUUCUUACUCACCCACCAACCACCGUGUACCACCACAGCAUUAACAGUCGGGACAUCAACAUUACUUAUUGACGUUCAUUCUCGACCUCACGCUGGUCUUCCUGUUUCUUCAAAAGCCCGGGGGUGCUCCUCGAGGCACAUAAUUUUUGUCGGACCUAUUGUCUGCGUCGUUCUAGCUGAUGUCACAAUACCCCGAGGAAUCCACAAAUACUUCGCAAGCCGAAUGUAAUCGUAAAAAAUCCAAGGUGCGAGGAGAGAAGUCCACCUCACCAGUCCCAUCUUCAGGAUCAUGGAAUGUGGACCGUGGAAGAUCGAGAGUCCGGCGCUCGUCGAACCCUUUAUCUGAAGAGAACAUGCGACGUAGAGGCUAUCACUCGCUUCACUCUUCCUUUGGGAAGGUCUUUCAUGUCGAGAAGAGGUGGAAACUUGUCAGAGAAAUGGGAUCUGGAGCUUAUGGUGUCGUGAUUUCUGCUGCAGACGAAAUAUCGGGCGAGACGGUCGCAAUCAAAUUAGUGACCCGUGUCUUCGAGAAAGUGCAACUUGCUAAACGAGCUUUGCGGGAAAUCACGCUUCUCCGCCAUUUCGCGAGCCAUGAAAACAUCACUGGACUCAUCGAUGUGGAUGCAACAUCUUUCAAUUUUGAUGAGAUAUAUAUCUUCAUGGAGCCUAUGGAAGCUGAUCUGCAUCAGAUCAUCAAGUCUGGCCAGCACUUGACAAACGAACAUGUCCAAUAUUUCCUUUACCAGAUCUUGAGAGGCUUGAAAUAUGUUCAUUCAGCUUCUGUAAUCCACAGAGACCUGAAACCAGGUAAUCUGCUAGUCAAUGCCGACUGUGAACUCAAGAUAUGUGAUUUUGGCUUGAGCAGAGGCUUUGAAUCGAACUCCGAUGAAUAUGCCUCCCAUCACUUGACUGAAUACGUUGCGACACGGUGGUAUCGAGCUCCGGAGAUCAUGUUGGCUUUUAGGGGAUAUAACACUGCCAUCGACGUCUGGUCUGUUGGAUGUAUAUUUGCAGAAUUACUUACUGGAAAGCCCCUGUUUAAGGGAAAGGACUAUGUUGAUCAACUGAAUAAGAUUCUCAAUGUCCUGGGGACACCUGACGAUGCUGUAAUUAAAAAGAUUGGUAGUGAAAAGGCUCAAGCCUAUGUUCGAUCACUCCCCUUCAAGAAAAAGAUACCCCUCAAGAAGAUUAUACAUCAAGCCGAUCCACAAGCCCUCGAUCUCCUCGAGCAAAUGCUCUCCUUCGACCCGGACGAAAGAAUUACCGUCCCGCGCGCUCUCGAGCAUCCUUGGUUAUCAGCUUAUCACGACUUGGCAGACGAGCCCGAGUGUCCGUACAAGUUUGAAAAAUGGCGACAGAUCGAAGAAUUAGAGACUAUUGAAGAAUUUCGCCAGGCAUUGUGGAAUGAGAUACAAGACUAUAGGCAAGAGGUCAGGGGAGUCAAUGAUCUUUCUGGCAUGCCCAUACGACGAGUUAGCGGUAGCAGAGGAGGAUCAGGAGAAACGGAAUCGAUCGCACGGACCAGAAGCACAAGCGGAAAACGGGAAUCCCUGUAUCAAGAACCUGAAGUCAUCCUAGAGGAUCCCAUCAAUGAGUCAGAAUCUCCUAUAGAAGAGCCUGGAGAGAUGGUUUCAAAGAUCGUGUCUCCUGCCAAACACGAUGACAAUCUUGUCCUUCCACGGUCCUCAGAACCUGAACGACGCUCAACGACGCCCACUGACCCGUUAGUAAAUUAUGCCAGACGGUCGAGCAUACUUCAGCCACGGCAGGGUUCCACGUCCCAUACCACUCCCUUCCCAUCCACUUCACAUCAUGUGUCUUCCUAUAGUGAAGGAGGAGUGGGUUUGGGGACUUCUGGAGAUCUUACGACAAGGACAGGUUCUGUGGGAACGAUCGCGUUCCCAAGCCGAGGAGAAGUAUACAUAGUUCCUGCACGUUCUCGUACCGGGUCUACCACUGGCGGGGAAGUUGGGACGAGGAGAGUUUUGCGGACGCUGUCCACGGUAUCAAUAUACGAAACCGGGGAGGGUCUGGCCGGUGGCUUGGCAGAUAUCGCACCGAUAGGAAAAUAUAUUGUGGACAGGCAAACAACUGGAGCAGAUGCGCCUGCGUCUGAAAUGCCGAGAGAUUUUGGUAUUGAUGAAAUGGCGGAGAACAUGGCGGAGAGCGGAGAUGACCCAGCGAAGGGUCAAUCUGGAAGGAGCCAGUCGGGGGGAAAUGGCCAAGCGGACGAAAAACAUCCUCCUCGACUGAGGAAGAAGGAAGGGAACGAAGGACGAUUCCUGAUAGACUGACCUUAUUACUGUAGCGUCAUGAAAGAAUUACUUAGGAGGGAUUCCACUGUACUGAUAAUUAAAUCUUACACGACUCUAUGAGAACCACAGUUUCUGUACACAAAC
This is a messenger RNA of Marasmius oreades (fairy-ring Marasmius), 2413 nucleotides long. RefSeq lists its product as uncharacterized. Gene Ontology annotation, biological process: protein phosphorylation; intracellular signal transduction. The record is from RefSeq and is a predicted model, not a curated record. NCBI's taxonomy places the organism in Eukaryota, Fungi, Basidiomycota, Agaricomycetes, Agaricales, Marasmiaceae. The transcript has 14 exons. Gene Ontology annotation, cellular component: cytoplasm; nucleus. Bases 194 to 2308 code for a protein of 704 amino acids. Gene Ontology annotation, molecular function: ATP binding; MAP kinase activity.